Apaloderma vittatum (bar-tailed trogon) is the source of this 741-nucleotide messenger RNA. Its product is annotated as chloride channel protein ClC-Kb-like. Gene Ontology annotation, cellular component: membrane. The record is from RefSeq and is a predicted model, not a curated record. Gene Ontology annotation, biological process: chloride transport; transmembrane transport. Gene Ontology annotation, molecular function: voltage-gated chloride channel activity. Lineage: Eukaryota; Metazoa; Chordata; Aves; Trogoniformes; Trogonidae.
CCUCUCCUCUCUCCCUGCUCCAGCAAGCUGGUGUAUUCAGUGCUGGUGAUGCUGCUCCUCGCCUCCAUCACCUUCCUCCCAGGGCUGGGGCAGCUGAAGGCAUCCAGGCUCACCACGAAGAAGUAUCUCACAUCCCUCCUCAACAACCGCGACCCUCCCCAGCACAGAAGCACAGAUCCCUAGGGGCUCUGGCAGGAUUGGGACUACCCCAAUGCCACCAUCUUCAGUACCUUGGCCUUCUUCAUCACGAUGAAGGUAGUCACCCCCCCCUCCAAAUCACUCUCCGCCAUGGGGCACGUGGUGGGGGAGACAGUGGCCCUGCUCUUCCCCAAAGGGUUCGGUUUGGAGGGGGCCCUGCAGCCCAUCAUCCCUGGCAGCUACACCCUGUCCAGCACGGCUGCCUUUUUGGGCUUGGUGACCCACGCCAUCUCCACGGCCCUGCUGGGGUGCGAGGCCAGUGGUCACCUGAGCCACGUCCUCCCCGUCACCCUGGCUGUGCUGGUGGCCAACACCCUCACCCAGAAGAACCACUCCUACCAAGUGGUGGUGGAGGAGUCUGUGGAGCGCUGUGCGGUGGUUGGCUUUGACAAGGUGCUGGUGGCCCUGAAUGCCUCUACUGAUGCCAAAUACCAAGUGGUGGAGAGUGGAGAGUCACCCAUGCUGGUGGGCACCAUCAGGAGAGCCCAGCUGGUCACCUUCCUCCAGAGCCACAAACAUCCCCAGGCACCCCCAGGAGAGAAG